AUAAAUAAUUUGUGUUUGAGUUGGAAUAUGAUUUUUGAGAAAAGAUGGAAUAUUGACGGUAAAUUGAUAUUUAACGUAAAUUGCAUUGUUUGUUUUCGGAUGUGUUCGAAUAAAAAAAGAUCUAAGUCGAAGACGAUUAAUUUAUUGAGUUGCCUUUAAAACAUUUCUUGUAUUCCAUCGCAAGUCCAGCCUUAAAAUUAUUCUAACAAAGUGUACAAUGCUGCGUAAAAUCGCGGUGAAACACAGUAAACUGAUACGCAAUCUCGGGAAAAAGUGAUAACGACGAACGUGGAGAGCCCAAGAGGAAGAAGACUCGUGUGGUUCGACUUCAGUGGCUUGUACAAAACAACCAUUCAACCUGGCGGACCAAGAGGAAGGCGGAGGCUCAGCAGCGAUGCAGGGCAAAGAGAGCCCCAUCGGGUCCAACACCCAGGAGACUCAUCAGUACGUCGGCCCUUAUCGGUUGGAAAAGACCUUGGGAAAAGGCCAGACCGGAUUAGUAAAGCUCGGCGUACACUGUGUGUUGGGUAAAAAGGUGGCAAUCAAGAUUAUCAAUCGUGAAAAGCUUUCGGAGUCUGUGUUGAUGAAAGUGGAGCGCGAAAUCGCAAUCAUGAAACUGAUCGACCAUCCACACGUGCUCGGUCUCUCGGAUGUGUACGAAAACAAAAAAUAUCUAUAUCUUGUUCUGGAACAUGUCUCGGGCGGAGAGCUGUUCGAUUAUUUGGUUAAGAAGGGUAGACUGACUCCAAAGGAAGCAAGGAGGUUUUUUCGACAAAUAAUUUCCGCAUUAGACUUUUGUCACAGCCAUAGUAUAUGUCAUAGAGAUUUGAAACCUGAAAACUUAUUACUGGAUGAAAAAAAUAAUAUUAAGAUAGCAGAUUUUGGAAUGGCAUCCUUACAACCCGCAGGCUCCAUGCUGGAGACCAGUUGCGGAUCACCUCAUUACGCCUGUCCCGAAGUCAUUAGAGGUGAGAAGUACGAUGGCAGAAAAGCGGACGUAUGGUCCUGCGGGGUAAUACUUUACGCGCUUCUAGUGGGCGCUUUACCAUUCGACGAUGACAAUCUGAGAAAACUACUAGAGAAAGUAAAGCGCGGACUGUUUUAUAUACCGCACUUUGUGCCACCUGAGUGCCAGAAUUUGCUCAGGGGUAUGAUAGAAGUUGAUCCUGAGAAAAGGCUGACGUUAGCGGAAAUAAACAGACAUAUCUGGGUAACAGCGGCGGGUAAGGGUGAACUCGAGUUGGAGCUGUCGAUGAUGGAUGUAGUGCAGACGCACGUUAUUCCGUCCGUGGAUGCGAUCGAUCCCGACGUGUUACAAGCGAUCGCAAGUCUUGGUUGCUUCAAAGAACGUGACAAACUUAUUCAAGAACUGCUCAGUCCAAACCAUAAUACAGAAAAGGUGAUAUAUUUCCUAUUGCUGGAGAGAAAGCGAAGAAGACCGGCGUGCGAGGACGAGCUCGAAGUAAUGAGGGGAGGCAUGAGGGGAUCCGCAGGACAAUUAGAAGCUGAUCCACCAAGAAAACGAGUAGAUACAUGUAGAGUGAACGGAAGUACCGCACUCAAUCUUGGACAAAUCAGUCACGGAUCGCCUCUGACGCCUAGAAGACAGUCUAGCACGAGACAUCACGCGCGUCGAUCACCAAGUACAAGCGGAUGCCACACUCAUAGCUCUCAUUCGCACACGUCAACGCCGGGUAGUUCACCGUUGCACGCGCCUGCGGGCCUAUUGAGUCCUCAUAGAGCGGUGCCGAUAUCACACGUGGGUCAAACGAUUACCAGUAGCCCACACAGAUUAUCCAUCGGCAGCAGUACCACUACUACCGCCGGAAAUGGCAGUCCCACGAGUCAGAGUGCACCAACGCCAGCUUCAGCGUCGGCGCUCACUAGUGUCGGCAUUGAACUCAAUGAGAUGCAACCUGUUGCGGUCGGUAUUACACCGCCAGGAUCACCUCACACAGGAGCAGGAUCCGGAGCUCAUCACUGGAGAUCGAGACUGACCACAAUCAAGAAUUCUUUUCUAGGCAGUCCCAGGUUUCAUCGUCGUAAAUUGCUCACUAGUACCGAGGAGGUACACCUCACGCCAGAUUCCUCUCCGGAACUAACAAAGAAAUCAUGGUUCGGUAGUUUGAUGACUACAGAAAAAGAUGAGACCUUUACCGUCCUGGUUAAGGGGAAACCGCUGGCCAGUGUCAAGGCUGAUCUGAUUCAUGCUUUCUUGUCGAUAGCAGAAUUAUCUCACAGUGUAAGCUCACCGAUGUCGUUCAGAGUGGAAUACAAGAGAGGUAGCACUGCACCUGUCAUGUUCCAAAGACAAGUGCGAUUUCAAGUUGACAUUAGCGCGAUUUCGAAGCAACCAAACGAGCCCCUCUUCGCUAUCACGUUCACAUUAUUGAGCGGCAACAUUCGAAGAUUUAGGCGAGUGUGCGAACAUAUCCAGUCCCAAGUAUGUUCGAGAAAUGUAGGCAUAAGUUUAGGAGGCCAAAGCAGAGCCGCACCCCCUAGUCCGAGAGCCUCCAGAAAAUUUACCACGGAAAUGAGUGAGAGCUCCAGCUGCGGCAGCGAUACGAGCGAACGGCUGUUUCUUACUCCUCAUCCAGCUACCAGACAGAUCGAUUCGGACAUCGAGUCAGAUACUUCUGUAUUUGAUGUAAAAUCGCCGACUCGUGAAAACGGUAGAAGAAGCUCGACAUCAACAAAUAAUAAUAAUGCUCUACCGGGCGACACGACAUCGACGCCAGACAACUCGCCGAAAGCAGUGCGAAGUAAUUCGGAAAGCCAGAACACGCCCGAGAAGAAAUGUGUCACCACGAUGAGUGGUAAUAACAUAGCGUGAUACUAUCAGAACAUUCGCUUCGAAUUUCGAUCGAGUCUGAAGAACUUGUGGGAUAGUGCUCAGAGAUUCUGGUGAGGUUUUCUUUGACGAACGCUUAGAACAUCUUAAUAGAAAAGCAUAUGAACCGCUAUACGUUAUUCAACAACAUAGAAGAUCGAGGUCUAACAUUAUAUAUAAAUAUUUCCAUCAGCAGUAAUAGCAAGAAGAUCAAGAGGCGACAAUGGGAAUAGUGCAGUCAUUCGUUAUAUGUAAACGAAAUUCGAAACAUCGAAAUCUUUAGUGUGAAUUCUAUACUUACUUUCCACUUUCGGAAUUAAGAUAUGCUUGAUUAUGUUUCGAGAAAUACGUAUGUACAUGAAAUUUUGUUUGAACAACUCAAAUCUAAAUCACAUAAAGACGUUAGAAUACAUUAAAUGUAGAUAUCUCAUGCCAUUUUGUUCGUAAAAUAAAUAAUUCUCCGCGAGAGAUAUUAUUUCCAAAUCGCCUCCAGAUAAAAUCAUCUUAAAUCUUGCGGAAUCAGUGAUGUGUAUUUAAUAAUAAACAAACCUUUACGGUGCGACACACAUGAAGAAUCACACGAAGAAAAGGAUUCCGAAAAUGAAGUGUAAAGUAUAUUAAAGAAAUGUGUUUGUUAUAAGUAGCGAGAUUUAAGUGCAAUGACACAUUAGUAUUGUUUUUUUUUACAUUAGAUAUUAUUGCAAAAUAGCAUUUUUCUGUGCAAUAAUCGCUGAUUUUCGUCUGUUAAGUUUAUAAAUGAUGUUUUUGCAUUAGGCAUGUUUUAUUCGUUAGAUAGAAAAAUUACAAACGCCGUUGCUCGAAAUACGUUAUUGUUAUUUCGAUAAAUUAUAAAUUAUG
This is a messenger RNA of Camponotus floridanus (Florida carpenter ant), 3688 nucleotides long. It is a transcript of the gene sff, whose product is annotated as serine/threonine-protein kinase BRSK2. Gene Ontology annotation, cellular component: cytoplasm. Lineage: Eukaryota; Metazoa; Arthropoda; Insecta; Hymenoptera; Formicidae. The record is from RefSeq and is a predicted model, not a curated record. Gene Ontology annotation, biological process: intracellular signal transduction; protein phosphorylation; microtubule cytoskeleton organization. The transcript has 13 exons. Gene Ontology annotation, molecular function: protein serine/threonine kinase activity; ATP binding; tau-protein kinase activity. The coding region runs from base 395 to 2833 and encodes 812 amino acids.